Capronia coronata CBS 617.96 is the source of this 1386-nucleotide messenger RNA. RefSeq names its product guanine deaminase. The record is from RefSeq and is a predicted model, not a curated record. Lineage: Eukaryota; Fungi; Ascomycota; Eurotiomycetes; Chaetothyriales; Herpotrichiellaceae. The coding region runs from base 1 to 1386 and encodes 461 amino acids. The transcript has a single exon. Gene Ontology annotation, molecular function: zinc ion binding; guanine deaminase activity. Gene Ontology annotation, biological process: guanine catabolic process. Gene Ontology annotation, cellular component: cytosol.
AUGAGUGUCGUUCAGAACAAGCAGGGUCUAGAUGCCCCCUUGGCCUUCCUAGGCACAAUCAUCCACCAUCUCUCACCGAAACAGAUUGAAAUCAUCCCGAAAGGGCUUCUCAUCGUCGGGGUGAACGGCAAGAUUGCCGUGGUGGAAAAGGACGUGGCAGACGACAAAGUUGACUCGUUGCUAUCUCAACAUGGCCUGAGCAGGCACUCUCCUACCUUCACAGUCUUGGAGCGAGGAGAAUUCCUGAUCCCCGGGUUCAUCGACACGCACAACCACGCGCCACAGUGGACGCAGCGAGGCCUGGGCAGAGGCAAGCUGAUCAUGGAGUGGCUAAACAAGACGACGUUCCCGCACGAAGCCAAAUUCCAAGAUCCAGCCUACGCACGCAAAACCUACGCCUCGUGUGUCGACGGGUUCCUCAAACAAGGCGUCACCACGGCGGCCUACUACGGCUCUCUGCACGGCGAAGCGACCAAGAUCCUGGCUGAGAUCUGUGUGCAAAAAGGCCAGCGCGCGCUCGUGGGCAAAUGCAACAUGAAUCGCGAGGCGCCGGACUACUACGUCGACAAGAGCGCCGCCGAGUCGAUCGCGGUGACGGAGGACUUCAUCGCCUAUACACGCCAGCUCGAUCCCACGCAGGAACUAGUCACGCCGAUCUUGACGCCGCGCUUCGCCGUGGCUUGCGACCACGACGUGCUGACGGGUCUGGGCAAGCUAGCAGAGAAGAACCCGGACCUGCCGAUCCAGACUCACUUCAACGAAACGCUGCAGGAAAUGGAAAUCACCAAGAAACUGUAUCCGGAAUUCGACAGCGAGGCCGACCUGUACGAGCAUUUCGGCCUGUUGAACGACCGCUCCAUCCUCGCUCACUGCAUCUACAUGGACGACUAUGAUAUGCGGCGACUGAAGGAGCUGGACUGCGGCGUGGCGCACUGUCCGAUCUCAAACACCACCAGCGGCGUCUUCGGCGUCGCCCCCGUGCGCGAGUACUUGAACCAGGACAUCAAGGUCGGCCUGGGCACCGACAGCGGCGGCGGCUUUUCGUCGUCCAUCAUCGACUGCAUGAGACAGGCCUUUGCCGUGUCCAAAGCCAGACAGCUCGACCACCUGCAAGACAAGCCCCUGCAUUUCACCGAGAUGUUGUACCUGGCCACCCUGGGUGGGGCGCGCGUCUGCAGUCUCGACCACAAGAUCGGCAAUUUCCUCGUCGGCAAGGAGUUCGAUGCCUUGGAGAUCCACACCGUCGGAGACGACGCCGGUAUCAUCACCCUGGUCGAGGACGAGGAUACUACGGAAGACAUUCUGGAGAAGUUCGUCAUGAGUGGUGAUGAUCGAAAUGUUGCAAAGGUUUUCGUCAAGGGUCGGUCGGUUAAGAAGUCGAAAUAG